AUGUUUCUUCCUACAACAAAGAAUAGACUCUCUAAGGCACUAGCAAAACAAAUUAAAGGACAAUUUACAACAGACUUAUCUAUACUAUUAGGAAAAGAAGAUGUCCUGGAGACAAUAAAGACAGAAGAGAAGGAGCAGUUUAUAUUACGUAAUAAUACGCCUAUAUUUAAAGUGUCUGGGACUGCAUACAUUCCCUUGUUGAAAUGUGUUCAUAUUGUACCAGAUAUAUUGCCUAAGGUAGUUGUAGAUGCAGGUGCCAUAAAGUACUUGAUAAAUGGGGCUGAUCUUAUGGCUCCUGGCUUAUUACACUCUACAUCCACAUAUCCUGCUGUUUCAGUUGGGGAUAUAGUUGGAAUAUAUGGUUAUGGAAAAAUAAAUGCACUUGGUGUUGGUGUAGUAGCCAUGGAUAAUGAAGAAGUGAAUACUCAAAGGACAGGGAUUGCCAUUAAAAUAAUCAACAGAUUAGGGGAUAAGAUAUACUCGUAUGCAUAG
Molecule: messenger RNA, 492 nt
Organism: Nematocida ausubeli
Lineage: Eukaryota; Fungi; Microsporidia
Exons: 1
Coding region: 1-492 (163 amino acids)
Biological process (GO): formation of translation preinitiation complex
Molecular function (GO): RNA binding
Source: RefSeq, a predicted model, not a curated record